UGCUCAAGAAACAGGAAGUUGCAUAUCAUGUCUGGACGUGGCAAGCAGGGCGGCAAGGCUCGCGCCAAGGCCAAGACCCGCUCCUCCCGGGCCGGCCUGCAGUUCCCCGUGGGCCGCGUGCACCGGCUGCUCCGCAAGGGCAACUACUCGGAGCGCGUGGGCGCCGGCGCCCCGGUGUACCUGGCGGCCGUGCUGGAGUACCUGACGGCCGAGAUCCUGGAGCUGGCGGGCAACGCGGCCCGCGACAACAAGAAGACGCGCAUCAUCCCGCGCCACCUGCAGCUGGCCAUCCGCAACGACGAGGAGCUCAACAAGCUGCUGGGCCGCGUCACCAUCGCGCAGGGCGGCGUCCUGCCCAACAUCCAGGCCGUGCUGCUGCCCAAGAAGACCGAGAGCCACCACAAGGCUAAGUAAAGCGGGCUUCAGUAUCCUCCCAAAGGCUCUUUUCAGAGCCACUCACAUGAUCUAGAAAGAAGCUGUUGCAAAACUGAGAUCUAAUCUUGGAGAAGGAAGUAUUGGCUGCCGCCACUUGAUGAAUAGAAUAAGCAGCAGUCCAAUGUAAACCUGCUCUGUCCGCCGUAGGACUUAGGUAUUCAAGUUUUUGACAUUUUAGGAAUCCUUUGUAAUUUGAAAAACUGCUUUCUUAAUUUUUUUCAUAAGAUAACUUUUGAUUUUUCAGGCAGUUUCGCUGAAAACCAGUGUAGAAUAAACUUGUCUGCCUCUGCCUGGAAUAUUGGGACUUCAGCCAUUCCAAGUUGGCACAGGGUACCACCGAUAGUUGGCAGGUCUAGUUAACCUUCAACAGAUGAUGGGAUUUUUUUUUUCUUCACUCUCACUGCAGCAGAACACAAGGUUUCCUAAAUUUUAUAUGUUAGACUUUACCAGUCUCACGCCGGUUCACUCGACCACGUGGUUCGCAUCUGUUGAGGGUAGCUUUGGAUAAUGAAGCCUAGGAAAUUGCUUCCAGCUGAGGAGAUAAAGGAGCAGAGUGUCAGGCGGUAAAUAUCUCAAGUUUAAGUUAAAGUAGUUUAGACAGAGGUGUACAAAGAUUACUUUGUUGGAGGUGUUAUAUGGUCAAAUUGAAAAACCCUGAAUUAGUUUAGCAUAAAAUGUGCCAGGUACACUACAAAUGAAAAAUCAAAUGUAGGCUCUAAAAACUUCCUGUGGGUAUAGCCAAAGUGCAAGGACUGAAAGUCUGAACAAGAGAGACAGGGACCCUGCCUGGCAUAGAUUGUAGCCAUGAUACCUCCAGAAUAAAUAUAUACAUAAAUAUAAAAUAAUUAAAUCAUAGGUGUUAAUGCAAUAAAAUUAACAAAAUAAUGCAAAGUAAAAUUAAAAUUAGAAACAAAUAGGUUAUAAAUGUAAUUAGCAUAAUUAUAAAUAGCCCUGACUUCCAUUUUCAUCAGAUUUACAGGCCUUAACUCAGAAUUCUGAGAGUUGGAAAGCUACAGGUGAUCUACAUGACUGAGGCAGAGAAGGGUGCAGUCUAAGCCCUAAAUUAUUCAUUAGGUAAAGCUCUGAGUCCUAAACCUACAGGGGAGGGGGUUUGGGAAGAGAGCAAGUCCUGGACAGGAGCCCAUCCUGAUCCGGGUACUUUAAAAACCGCUGACUUUCGCCAGAUCAGCCUAUCAACUGAUUUUCGUCUUUUCUCUAUGCUGUGUCCCUUUAUGCAGAAUUAAUUGCAUAUUAAAAACUAAUUUGUUUUCACUAGUCUCUUGAAUUUGUUAUGUAAUUUCCAACAGUGUUCAUAUCAGUUCCUCUCCUCUUUCUUUUUCAUGUGCU
This is a messenger RNA of Apodemus sylvaticus (European woodmouse), 1782 nucleotides long. Its product is annotated as histone H2A type 1-H. Gene Ontology annotation, cellular component: nucleosome. The transcript has a single exon. Gene Ontology annotation, molecular function: structural constituent of chromatin; DNA binding; protein heterodimerization activity. The coding region runs from base 28 to 414 and encodes 128 amino acids. NCBI's taxonomy places the organism in Eukaryota, Metazoa, Chordata, Mammalia, Rodentia, Muridae. The record is from RefSeq and is a predicted model, not a curated record.